AUGGAGCCGCCGGAAGAUGCGCGGCCGAGUAUCCGCGUGCGCUGCGCCGGCGUGCGCGCCAACCAGCGCGGCUCGCAGCCCGCCAGCGACGGGCGCGUGUUCUUCAGCGAGUCGCAGUACGCGCGGUCGCCUUUCCUCGUGCGCGUGAGCUUCGACAGCGUGAGCUUCGUGCACCGCGGGACGCACGUCGAGGAGCGGCGCUUCGUCUUCCCUGGGCGCGUCUUGCAGGCGGUGCUGGCGGACUUCGCGCCGGACGUGUUGCACACUACAGAGCAGGUUCAAAAUGGGUCCUCCCGUCCAAGAAGACAGCGGAAGGCGCCCCUAAAGCCGCGUGCGCAGCCCCAUUUGUGCGUCUUGGUGCGCUCCGACUGCCUCAACGUGUACACUGCAGCUGGAGAGGUGUUUGAGGUGGCGCUGCCCUUCCAGGCCAAUGGACUCUUCCCCAUGGAAGGCCGCGGGCUGCUGCUGCAGCGCAGUCCGGCCGUGCAGAUCCCGUCCACGUCCUCGAAGCGGCCUCGGGACGCUGCAGCUUUGGCUCUGGCCCGGAAGAACCGACGAGCCAGCACCAGCAACAGAGGAGACGGAGACAGGUACAAGUACAGCUCUGGGGACAAGGACGCUCCGUCGCGGCCGAGGUACUUCACGCUCAGACACCCACUGGAUGAGGUUAAGCCCGUGGCGUUGAGCUCCACGGAAGGAGAGGUGCCGGGGAAGAGCGGGGACAAGUUCCUGUCGGACUCGUCUUUGGAUGCAGUGGCAGUGCUGGAGGACGCAGCGUCGCCUGUGUUGGUGGCGUUCCAUCGGUGGGAGCAGAGGUUUUGUGUUUUCCGACUGAAUACGGUGGAGACGAAUGCCAAGAGGAGUUUGAUGCCGGAGGUGCGCGUGGUUGAUGGACCGACGUGGACGAGAUACCGAGCCAGGAGUGAUUUAGAGGGAUUACGAGUGCGUAUUGAACCGGAGUGGGCGGCGACACCUACGUGGAAGUCUCCACGAGUUGCUCCAGCGUCCUCAAAGCCGAUGUUUCUGUCGCCCAUUGUUUCGCCGUCUGCGGUUUCGAACGCCUCACCGGUUCCACCAUCACCACUAGCACCUGCAUCGUCGUCAAGUUUGUCAGCGAGUGUUUCGAAGGCAGCGUUUAUCGCGUCGGGCGUUGACGGCCUUCCAUUGCUGUGUAUGAUGGACAAGAGUGCUGGAACGCUCGUUUUGAAACCUAUUUCGCAGCGAGAAACGACAACCACGUUGCUUGAUGAUGGUGAUGGUGAAAGUGGUGGCGUACGGAUCUUGCAUUGCCGUGAUGCUGUUCCGGUAUCUCAGUGUGAUCACGCAGGAAUAUCUAAAGGUGACGGGUUUGCCGAUGAAGUCUGGAAGCGGUCCACCGAUAUUGUGGUCCUAGAGAAGGAUGGCACGCUCAUGUUAAACAGAGCGCACCGUCCAAUUUGUCGUUUGAUCAUCCCUGAAAUGACGCAGCAUAAUGUUAUGACAAGUGAUGGCGGUUUGGAGAAAAUGCGACUCGUGGGGAAUAUUGAAUUAAACUCGGUUGACGGAGGAUACGCCUUUGAGGUAGUGUUUCCGGAUUUGUGCGGCAACUUGAGUGGAAAAAUCUGGAAGUCGGACCACCCCCUGAGGAUUAUUAGCUCUCCGUUGUUGCAGCAAGCAUUUGGUGUCCUGGGGUUACUAGUCCCUUCUGUAGCGAUGUGUUCGUUCAAGUCCCAGGUCAUUUCUUUGGCGCAGCAGAAGGCUUUACAUCCAGCUCAAGACAACAAAGGAUUAGUGGAUGGUGGGCUCGAAUGGCAGUCUUUUCGUGAGUGUUUAGUGCACCUGCUGCCGGAGCAGAUUGGUGGUAAAAGUAACGUUUUGCCAUGCAAAAGUGACAAGGAUAUGGCUGCUUCCUUGCUCUCGUCCUUUGAUAUACUUUGUCAGAGCGAGUUUCAUGACAUGUAUCAGUACGAGCACGCGAUGCUUUUCGCAACGAUGGAACUUCCUGGGACUAAAGCCACCACAGGCAAUCCCCUGCGGCGCACCAGAGCGAUUUGUCGGGUGUACGAGUUGAUAUUUUCAAGCUUGGAUGAUAGAUCGCCUCAUUUCCCGACCUCUCAGUCAAACGCAUUCAAAUUAAUUGUGUACCUGACCCAAGAUCCUGUUGGUAGCGCAUUAUCUCUCGAUGAUCUACCGGUUGGUCUCAGUUUCCCCAUUGUGCAAACUAUCCGCCAAGUGAAGCAUCAUCCACCCCCGUUUAUUACAGAAGACAUUUGCGCGUUUGUGGGGAGGGAAGACCUCAGUAUUGCGAGUGCGGAAAGUCUUGGUGACCACUUCGAUUAUUCAGGCGUAAUGCAAAACCAGCAGCAGCAGGACCCCGACGCCCACACUGAGGAUGAGAGUCGCGAUGACUGUGACGGUCUUGAAGAAAUUAUAGGCAAGAGUCAGCCUCUCUUCCCUACUGAUCAGAGAAUGAACGAGGUUGCACGGCUCCUUCGUUCGAGUCGCCCGCUGUGCUUGAAGCUGGAGAAGACACCAGAUCUCUCGGACCUCGACUACGCACAGCAGCAGCAAGCUCGCUUGAUGCUUCUCUGUAAGCGAUCUAUGGCGCUGUCCGUGGCACGUGGCAUGGUGACACUCGGCAGUUUCGAUGUUUCCACAGCACAAACACAAAUAUGGCGCCUUCACAUACCUGCACUACCGCUCGCGGGGCGUAAACCACCUGCAAAUGCGAUUGUGGAGCUUGAUCUUUCCGGCUAUGCUAAGGAGCUGACGUACUGGCCUCAGUUUCAUAAUGGAUGCGCCACCGGUCUACGGCUUCCAGCACAUGAUCUCUCAGGCAUCAUCAAUCGUCACUGGAUCAAAUACCAUCGGCCUUCAGUUCACGACGUUCCGCAACGAAACUCAGCAGGGACCCCAGGAGCUCGUCAAGGAUCUGGAGACUCAUCUGGCCGUAACUUGGAAGAGGCUUAUGCUGCGCAUGCAGGACUAUUACUCGGAAUUGGUCUACGUGGACAUCUGAAAUGUCUGUCCAUGGCUGAUGUAUACAAUUACCUGUCGCUGUCGAAUGAGUUCGUGACUGUUGCAAUUAUGCUCGGCAUGGCUAGCACCGCUGCACAUUGUCGUCGAAAGCGAAAGCAACAGACAGUAACAGCGAAACCCAGCUCUAGCGACGACAAGAACGUCCCAACAGAACCUUCAAGUGCUGAUUCUGAUAUCCCAUCGGUUGAAGCGGACCACUUCUUCUCAAGUGUUCCUGAACUGGCGUCGUCGGAUAAUACGCCUCUUCUCGGAACGGGUUUGGAGCUGGCGUUGGAGCGAUCAGUGUCCAAGAUGUUGUGUCUGCACGUUCCGUCAUUGCUGCCACCACCGUUUGGAGGGUUUUCAGUGCCUGCAUCCACUCAAACGGCGGCAUUACUGGGGCUCGGUAUUUUGUACCAAGGUACAGGAUAUCGGCUAAUGACUGAGCUACUACUCGCCGAGAUAGCGCGCUCUCCAUCGAGUGCCCAAUUCGUCGGUAACAACGGAAAUACGGGCUUGUCAACUGUUUCCUUCGACCAACUGGAGGGAUACGCCUUAGCAGCGGGAAUGGCGCUUGGACUUGUCGUACUCGGACGUGGCCAGACUACAACAGGAGACCCAGGGCUUGCUGAUCUGAAGCUUGAAGAGAAGCUUCACAAAUACAUCGUCGGUGGGGCGCAGCAGUACCGGGACACUAACGCGGCGGGAAGUUGCCUCUAUCGUGGACGACGCUGGCAGACGUUUGGCAGUGGAGGAAGUGGUUUCAACUCUGCGGUGAACGGUAGCAGUACAGGAAAUGGUACGUCUAGCAGUAAUGCCGGAGCUUCUCCGGGCGUUGGCCGUGAUGCAAAGCACACGAGUGAUCGCAAUGGGGCUCGUGGUGGGGGUGAACACGUGAAUAUUGGAGUGACGGCGUCUGCAAGCGCUCUGGCUCUUGCCUUCAUGUACAUGCAGACCGGCAACAAAGCCGUUGCCGCUCAAUUGGCGGUACCGGACACACUGAUUUUACUCGACUACGUUCGUCCCGACAUCUUGCUGAUCCGAACAUUGUCGAAGAACCUCGUGAUGUGGAAUGAUAUAUGGCCAACAACGCAGUGGGUUGAGCAGCACGAAGUCCCCCCGCAGCUUCUUCAGGCUUACAAGUCUAUCCAGCCGCAAGGAAAUGGCACGAAAGAUGAAGCGAAUCGCCCCAAUGGUUUGCCGCCGCACAGCGAUCUGAACUCGAUUUGCGAGGCGUACGCAAAUAUUGUCGCAGGGGCGUGCAUGAGCAUAGGACUUCGGUUCGCGGGUACAGGCAAUACUUCAGCUCGCUCGACACUGCGCAAGUACAUUCUCCACUUCCGUGAGCUGCGAUCGAAGGCGUCAUCCUCGAUGAUUUUGCGCGGUAGUAGCAAUGUGGUUGCUGCUGCCACAGAGCGUGCUACCGUGGAGCGGUGCUUAGCCGUGUGCGCUCAGGCCCUAGCUUUGGUUGAUGCUGGAACUGGUAACGUGGAAACUCUGGCGCUACUACGCUCGUUGACAUUGCGGCAGCACGUGGAUGCGGCCAUGAGCUAUGGCAACCACAUGGCGCUUAGCAUGGCGAUCGGAUUGCUUUUCCUGGGUGGUGGGCGUGCCACAGUCUCUCGGUCAAAGGAGGCGAUCGCCGCACUUGUGAUCUCGCUGUACCCGAUGCCUCCGAUGAAUACGGCUGACAACAAGUAUCAUCUGCAGGCAUUCCGCCACCUUUACGUUAUGGCUGUAGAUACUUCGCGAUUACUGGAGACCGUGGAUGUGAACACUAAAACUACAUGUGCCGUCAACGUCCAAGUCGAGCUCAUUCCAGGCAGAAGUCAAGCUUUGGACGAUGAAGCUGGUACGCAACCUUCGUUCCGGAUGCUGCGAAGUCCAUGUCUCCUCCCAGAUAUUUCUACCAUUAAGCGUCUCGUCAUCUCCGAUCCUCAAUUUUACCCGAUUGAGAUCCUAACUUCGCUAUCACCAGACGACCUAGCGCCUCAGGUGAAAGGCGAAGUGCGAACGGCGAACAUGCUACGGCUGGAGCUGUUGCGAAACAAGAACGUUGUCUUCCUGAAGCGCCGGCAACGGCGAGACCUCGGAGGUCUAGCAGAUUUUACUGGAGAGCUUCAGCAUCUGCAUGACGUACAGGUGGGAGCCCACGGUGGAAGUAGCAACAGCGAUAAUCGCCUCCGUAAACUGUUUCGGGCAUACUUCACGAGGAGCGGUCUUGGUGAUGAUGACGACGAUUGCUACGACGGAGACGAUGAGCCAUCGGGGCAGUUGGUAGUAGCUGAUUGGGGAAGCAGUUGGUGGGCAGCUCAGUUGAGUCCGCAGGCGCUGGAGCUUGUCAGAGAGGAAGCCGAGUUGCUGAUGCCACCGUACCUUAAUGCUCUGCACGCGCUGUUCCGAUUGCAACAAGUGCCACAGUUGUUAUGCGCUACGGAAGUUGUGGAUUUAACGUUGUUCAGUGAAUACUGUCGCUUGCUGAAGCCUUCAUUACGAGAUUUUGGCGUGUGGCUGUCAAACCAGACGGAGGAAGCUCUGGGUGCCCUGUGGCAUCGAACUUCGUUGGAUAUCACCUCGCUGGCUUCUGCUCGAGUUCAACUGUUAGUGGAAGCUUCGUCCUCGCUGCACAAGUCUGAGUCAGUGGCAGAUACGUUCUUUGUGAGUGUGUUGGUGAGGUAUUUUGCUGGCCCUUCCGUGUCUUCGGUGCCGGAUCGAGAACACCCAAAAUCUGCCGACAAAGAUUGGAAGACCAAGUUCCAACGAGUGCUGGCCGUUUGUUCACAACCCCAAUUAAUGCCCACAUCAUCGUCGCCGCCCCGAUUCGAGUUGUUAGCAUUUCUGGAGCAAGAAGAACUCACGGAAGCUGAGAAGACUUUUUGGCUGAAGUUGGUGUCGUUCUUCCUGUUUUCCAACUAA
Messenger RNA from Phytophthora sojae, 5913 nucleotides. RefSeq lists its product as hypothetical. Bases 1 to 5913 code for a protein of 1970 amino acids. The transcript has 3 exons. Gene Ontology annotation, cellular component: anaphase-promoting complex. Gene Ontology annotation, biological process: metaphase/anaphase transition of mitotic cell cycle; anaphase-promoting complex-dependent catabolic process; protein K11-linked ubiquitination. Gene Ontology annotation, molecular function: molecular adaptor activity. The record is from RefSeq and is a predicted model, not a curated record. NCBI's taxonomy places the organism in Eukaryota, Oomycota, Peronosporomycetes, Peronosporales, Peronosporaceae.